Molecule: messenger RNA, 752 nt
Organism: Dendrobium catenatum
Lineage: Eukaryota; Viridiplantae; Streptophyta; Magnoliopsida; Asparagales; Orchidaceae
Product: 60S acidic ribosomal protein P2B
Exons: 4
Coding region: 138-485 (115 amino acids)
Biological process (GO): cytoplasmic translational elongation
Cellular component (GO): ribosome; cytosolic large ribosomal subunit
Molecular function (GO): structural constituent of ribosome
Source: RefSeq, a predicted model, not a curated record
UGGAUGGAUGCACGCCCGAAGGAAAUCGGGAGGCCUCGAGCUGUCAAUAUAACUGCCUUUUUCCAUCCCUCAAACCCUAAGAAGGCUUCCGGUAUCCUCCCUCGGUGGCGGGAUAUUUUCGGUUCCAGAUCUCCAAAAUGAAGGUCAUUGCUGCUUAUUUGCUUGCUGUCCUUGGUGGAAACAGUAAUCCAUCAGCUCAUGAUGUAAAGAUUAUCCUAGAAUCAGUUGGUGCUGAUGCUGAUGAUGGGAGGAUUGAAUUCCUAUUAUCUGAAGUUAAAGGCAAGGACAUAACUGAACUUAUUGCUUCUGGAAGGGAGAAAUUUGCUUCUGUACCUUCAGGUGGUGGUGCUGUUGCAGUGGCUGCACCUGUUGGAAGCGGUGGCGGUGGUGCUGUUACCGCUGCAGCUGCCGAGCCUAAAAAAGAAGAGAAAGUGGAAGAGAAGGAAGAGUCUGAUGAUGACAUGGGCUUCAGCUUGUUCGAUUAACUAGUGGAGAAGGAAAUACGGAAAACAUUCUCGAGCUAUUGGUUUUUAUUCUUCAUUUUGUUUAAUCAGUUUUGGUGAUGUUUAUUUUUUGCUUUUGUAGUAUGAUUAAGCUUCAUGAAAUUGUCCUUUUUCUAUAAGUAGGAUAUCAUAUUAGUGAGGAUGAGAUUUGUAUCCUUGUGAGGGAUCUUGAAUUAUGUGUAACAAUACUCUUUUUAUUCCGACACUAGAAGUCUUUCAGUUCAUUAACCAUUUUGAAUUUGACCGUUA